AUGGCGUCAAUUUCCUCACUACUGUGUCAAUUCCCGUGUAAAGAACUUCUAUUCAGCGCUCAGAACUCAAAAUUGAUUGCUUCGUCUCCGAUUAAUUCAAUCAAUUUCUCGGGGGGAAAUCUGGUGCAGAAGUCGAAGAGAAAUUAUGCACUCAAGGCGGUGCUUCCAGGCAAGCGGGGUCCAGAGAAGGAUCCGAAAGAAUUAGGAGUGGCUAUGCUAGUGGAGCCACCACCAAAGGAACCAUCGGAAAUUGAGAAGAUGAAGAAACAAUUGGUGGAUUCAUUCAACGGGACAAAUAGAGGAUUGAGCGCCAGUAGUGAGACUAGGGCGGAAAUUGUCGAGCUAAUCACGCAGCUUGAGGCGAAGAAUCCAACUCCGGCUCCAACGGAGGCUUUGACUUUGCUCAAUGGCAAAUGGAUUCUUGCUUACACAUCAUUUGUGGGUUUGUUUCCUUUGUUGUCAAGCGGCGCCAAAAUGCCGUUGGUGAGCCUUGAAGAGAUAUCGCAGACCAUUGACUCGGAAAAUUUCACAGUUCAGAACACAGUACUCUUUGCUGGACCAUUGGCAACCACUGCAAUAACCACCAAUUCCAAAUUUGAAGUUCGAAGUCCGAAACGCGUGCAGAUUAAAUUUCAAGAAGGUGUCAUUGGCACUCCCCAGUUGACAGAUUUCCUUGUAUUUGCGGAAAAUGUUGAAUUUCUGGGGCAAAAGAUUGAUCUCACGCCCUUCAAAGGUUUGCUCACUUCUGUCGAGGACACGGCUUCCUCUGUUGCAAAGACCAUUUCUAGCCGUCCACCACUGAAAUUUUCACUCUCCAACAGCAAUGCCGAGUCAUGGCUUCUAACAACAUACCUUGACGACCAGCUUCGCAUUUCAAAAGGGGAUGGAGGUAGUGUAUUUGUGCUCAUCAAGGAAGGCAGCCCUCUUUUGACACCUUAG
Messenger RNA from Fraxinus pennsylvanica, 939 nucleotides. The record is from the annotation of a GenBank genome assembly. Lineage: Eukaryota; Viridiplantae; Streptophyta; Magnoliopsida; Lamiales; Oleaceae.